Messenger RNA from Limulus polyphemus (Atlantic horseshoe crab), 1864 nucleotides. Its product is annotated as interleukin-1 receptor-associated kinase 1-binding protein 1 homolog. The record is from RefSeq and is a predicted model, not a curated record. The coding region runs from base 232 to 954 and encodes 240 amino acids. The transcript is spliced from 4 exons. Lineage: Eukaryota; Metazoa; Arthropoda; Merostomata; Xiphosura; Limulidae. Gene Ontology annotation, biological process: canonical NF-kappaB signal transduction; immune response.
AGGUGUCGCGACAUGUUCAGCUGCUAUGGACUUAUAUCCACGAGAUUGUAUAACAAAAAAUAGAACUUUUAGUUUAGCAAAAGUACGGUUAUGAACAUUAUGUUGGUGUACUGUCUUUUUCAACCCGUGUCUUGAAAAGAACUUGUUGAUACAUCACAUUACAAAAGUAGACAGUUGAAGUGAAACCUGGCACAUGUAUGAAGGAAUUUUGAUGUCUGUUUUCACCCAGUGAUGCCGAUGGAAUGUACUUCUAUUUGUUUGGACAAGCAAGCACCUGAAACAUGUCUUUCACUACAAAACAAUAUCAUUCAAGUAUGUGGAGUUGGUGAAGUGGAGAUUCCUCCUGACCGUGGGUUAUUACGUGUUACAGUAACAAGUACCAAAAGUACUUCAGAAGAAGCUGUGAAUAGUGUUGAAAGAAGAUUUGAAUAUGUUCUACAUACAUUAAGAACACAUGGAGCAGAGGAAGAGAAGAACACUGUUACUCGUCACUUAAUUCGCCAAAGUCCAGACAACUAUAUCAUGCAGGCAGAUGUGGAGGCAUCUUUUAGGAGAAUUGAAGAUUGUCAGACUGCUGCAGUAAAAUUAGUCCAGAAACUGGACUCAACUGUCCAUGUGGGUAAACCAGAAUUUUAUCAUAGUUCUCCAGCUAGAGAGGCAGCUAGAAAGAAAGCUUUUUCUGAAGCUGUUUGUAAUGCACAAGAAAAAGUGUCUGAUUUGGCUUCAGUGUUUGCAGUAAAAACUGGUGAGCCUUUGUUGAUUCUUGAAGAGUAUAGUGAAGUACAUCCUUGUAGAGAAACUAGACAGUUAAGAGAAAGCAGUGAAACAAUAAUUCCACUCAGACGCUCCUUACAGGAAGAAACCUAUUUCGCCAAAAGCAAAAUACUUGUAAAAUUUGAAAUUGGUACAAAAACUUCUCAGGACUUUUGUAAGAAAGUAGAGAAAAAAAAUUAGGAACAUCAAGUCUUAAGUUAUAAUACCUCUAAAAAAAUGAAAUAUUGAGCAGGUCCUGUUUGAGUUGAUGAUGAAUAAAGAACAUUGAUUAGUGGAUAUGACUAUUAAUAUUGUGUAUUCAUCACAAUGUAGCUAUCCAUUUGUUUACUAAUUUUUAAAAUGUUUUCCAAGUUGUAAAAAAGUUUUUAGAUCAUAAAUAUUUUAUUAUAAACCAAAUUUUCUUGAAUUUAUUACUCAGUACCUGACAUAAUCUAUCGUUAGGCUAGCGUGUUUUUAAGAUAAUGAUAAUAUAUACAUGUACAGUAACCAUUAGUCACUACUUUUAAAGAAAAAUAUACAAAUACAUCCUUUCUAAUAAGUUGUAGAAAAAUGGAAGUUUGAUUCAGUUGGCUGGUUAUUUGGUGUUAAAUUUCCAUUUUGAUUGCUCUUUCUAAAGUAAGUAGUGUUUACGUUAUAGAGUUUCAUAUAUAAAUUAAAUUAUCAGUUGGAAUAUUUUCAAGUGAAUUUAAUAGCAUUAUGAGAUCCACAGUGAAAGAAAUAAGCUGUUUCUAUUGUAUAUUUGUAAUUUAAACCAUACUUUUAACAUUUUAAUCAUACCAUCUAAACACCCGCAACAUUUUUCAUAUAAAUACACCAUAUAAUAAUUUAGGACAAAAAUAUGAAACCAUGAUAAUUUAGGAUAUGGCUUCUAAAAAUUUAUAGUGGAAACUUUAAUGUAAUUACAUUUUAAGGAUGUAACUUUAUGUUUUCUUAUCUUGUGGGUUUUUCUCUAUGUAAACUUAGUAGUGUUUACGAAUUAUUCGUUGGUAAAGCCCUUGUAAAAAUUUCAUCAACUUCCAAGAUUAUCUUCAUAAAAUUGUAAAGCAAAAAUUAUAUCAUUAGAAAAAACAGUCUAUUAUUUUUUUCUUUU